Dentiscutata erythropus is the source of this 2385-nucleotide messenger RNA. Lineage: Eukaryota; Fungi; Glomeromycota; Glomeromycetes; Diversisporales; Gigasporaceae. The record is from the annotation of a GenBank genome assembly.
AUGACACCUUCAUUAGAUUUUGAUGUCUUAACUAUCAUAAUCUCGCAAAUUCAUUUAGAAAAUCCUUAUGAUUAUAAAUCAUUAUAUCAUUUUUUAUUAUCAUGCUUUAAUAAAGAACAAAUUAAAGAAAUAUAUGAAAAGAUGCAAAUAGAAUUUCCAAAAGAUUUUGAAACAGAACAUUUAUUCAGAAGUUUACAAAUUUCUAAAAAGCCAACUUUUAAUUACCCUUCAUAUAUAAAAUCAUUAUCAUAUAGAGGAUUAUUCAUGUCCGCUAUACUGUGGUUUAAAUCAUCACCUUAUAACAACCAUUUUGGAGACCAACGUUCAACACAAUUUUUUUUAAAAUUAAUAAUACGAUCAUUAUUAAAAUUAUUUACAUCGAAUCAAAUGAAAUUUAGAAGAGUUAUAAUUGAAGGGAUGAAUGAUAAUCAAAUGAAAAUUAAAAAAGGAAUAAUUGAUGGAAUGAAUGAUGAAACAUAUUUAUGGGAGUAUUAUAUUUGUUCGAAAAUGUUAUAUGAACAAGAAUUUAAAUCAUUAUUUGAAUGUAUACGGAAAUUGGAUAUUGAAGGAGUUGAUGAAGAACAAGUUGAAGAUAUGGUCAAUGGAUGGAAAGAUUUUUCAACAUUAAAAACCUUAAAAGUUCAGAUAAACAAACAUCUUUCAACUAUCGUUUCAAAUACACCAUUUCUUAGAAAAAUUUACAUUAAUAAAGGAGAUAUUCAUUUCCUUUUACCUCUUCUAGCCUCACCAAUUCCCUCAAGAACGUUAACAUCCAUAACAUUACAUAAUGUUAAGUUUGAUAAAUCAGAUCAAUGGGAACUUUUGUCAUCUUUACACAAUCUUGAAAAGCUAAAGUUAAUUGUCUUAUCACAACAUGCCUUAGUGGUUAGUGAAAAUUUUGAAGAUAGUCGAGUUAGAGUCUUUCAUGAAUCUUUAGAACGAGUAUUACGAUCAGUAAUGUUUUUCCACUUAAUACUUUUAUUAUUUUGCGUCAAUCUUUCAUCCACGCAAUAUGUUGCUCACUUUGAAAUACCACACCAAAAGGAUCCAAAAACCGUAGCAAUAAUUGGUGCUGGCGCUGGUGGUUCUUCGGCUGCUUAUUGGAUUUCUGAAGCUUUUGCCAAUUUAUCGACACCAGUUAAAACGACUGUCUAUGAGCAAUCAUCACAAGUUGGAGGGCGUGCACUAGUUUUUAACUAUACACGUGACAAUACCCAGAUUAUUCUUGAAUUAGGAGCAUCUAUAUUUAUUGAUGAUAAUUAUCAUAUGACGAAUUCUGCUAAAAAAUUCGGUUUAGAAUUUAUUAGUUAUGGUGAAGAACUCCAAAAUUCAAAAGUUGGAAUAUGGGAUGGAAGUCAAUUUGUUUUCGAACAAUCUUCAAGUUCAUAUUGGGAUAUUUCUAAACUCAUUUGGAAAUAUGGGUGGGCACCUAUUAAGGUCCAACGAUUAGUCAAUUUAAUUAUUUCAAAAUUUCUGAAAACUUAUGAGUUUAAAGAACCAUUUACAAGUGUUAAUUUAGAGGCUGAAAGACUUCAACUUGAUUUAGAACAAAAAUUUACUGCUCAAUAUUAUUUUUCUGAAUUAAAGCAUAUUAAUCAACUUUACCUUCAACACUUGGUUGAACCUAUGACUCGUGUUAAUUAUGGUCAGAAUUUAGGUGAAAUUCAUGCUCUGGGUGCAUUUAUUAGUCUUGCACCAACGGGUGCGAAGAGCAUUAAAGGUGGAAAUUAUCAACUUUUCGAAAAGUUUAUCGAGCACUCAGGUGCAACAUUGAACCUGAAUACUAAAGUAGUAAAAGUAACUAAAUUGCGGACAAUAAAUGGUGUAGAGGAAUCAGUAAAAUAUGUGGUUCAAACAAAAAAUGGCUCCACAGAAAUGUUUGACGCGAUUAUCAUGGCUGCGCCUAUUCAAUUCUCUGGGGUAGAAUUUGAAAAUAUUUAUUUGGAAAUGAAGAAAAUUCCUUAUGUGACGCUUCAUGUUACAUUUGUAACGGGACGCUUAAAUCCAUCUUACUUUAAUCGUACAAAAGUUGAAGAUUUUCCAAACCAAAUAUUAACAACAAAUAGUGGUAAAGCAGAAUUUCUUAGUUUGGCGGCAAAAAUUGUUCUAGAAAAUGGAGAAACAUUGAAUAAGAUAUUUUCACAUGAAAAGAUGUCUGAUGAAGUACUUGAUAGAAUUUUUUCUGAACGAUCUUGGACUUUUCGAAAAGUUUUUAAAGCUUACCCAAGAUUAUUACCGAAUCAGACAUUUCCACCAAUAGAACCAGAUACAAAUUUCUUUUAUGUUAACAGUUAUGAACCAUUAAUUUCGACUAUGGAAACUGAAUGUGUUUCCAGUAGAAAUAUUGUUAAAUUGUUGGCACAACGUUGGAAUUCAAACUUUUAA